Molecule: messenger RNA, 1149 nt
Organism: Sodiomyces alkalinus F11
Lineage: Eukaryota; Fungi; Ascomycota; Sordariomycetes; Glomerellales; Plectosphaerellaceae
Product: alcohol dehydrogenase
Exons: 5
Coding region: 1-1149 (382 amino acids)
Biological process (GO): formaldehyde catabolic process
Cellular component (GO): cytosol
Molecular function (GO): S-(hydroxymethyl)glutathione dehydrogenase [NAD(P)+] activity; zinc ion binding
Source: RefSeq, a predicted model, not a curated record
AUGUCCACCGUCGGAAAGACCAUUACUUGCAAGGCCGCCGUCGCCUGGGAGGCCGCUAAGGAGCUGAGCAUCGAGGAUAUCGAGGUCGCUCCUCCCAAGGCCCACGAGGUCCGCAUCCAGAUCUAUUACACCGGAGUCUGCCACACAGAUGCCUACACCCUCUCCGGCAAAGACCCCGAGGGCGGCUUCCCCGUGGUUCUGGGUCAUGAGGGCGCCGGUAUUGUCGAGUCCGUCGGCGAGGGCGUCACCAAUGUAAAGCCUGGCGACCAUGUCGUCGCGCUCUACACACCCGAGUGCAAGGAAUGCAAGUUCUGCAAGUCCGGCAAGACCAACCUCUGCGGCAAGAUCCGUGCGACCCAGGGCAAGGGCGUCAUGCCCGACGGCACGAGCCGGUUCCGUGCUCGCGGCAAGGAUCUCCUGCACUUCAUGGGCACCUCCACCUUCUCCCAGUACACCGUCGUCGCCGACAUCUCCGUCGUCGCCGUCCAGCCCGAAGCCCCGAUGGACAGGACCUGCCUGCUCGGCUGCGGCAUCACCACCGGCUACGGCGCCGCCCGCAUCACCGCCAAGGUCUCCGAGGGCGACAGCAUCGCCAUCUUCGGCGCCGGCUGCGUCGGCCUGUCGGUCAUCCAGGGUGCCGUGGCCAACAAGGCGGGCCGCAUCAUCGUCGUGGACGUCAACCCCGGCAAGGAGGAGUGGGCACGCAAGUUCGGCGCCACCGACUUCGUCAACCCCAACGAGCUGAAGGGUCAGUCCAUCGUCGAGAGGCUCAUUGAGAUGACCGACGGCGGUUGCGACUACACGUUCGACUGCACCGGCAACGUCAACGUCAUGCGCGCCGCCCUCGAGGCCUGCCACAAGGGUUGGGGCGAGAGCAUUAUCAUUGGCGUGGCUGCCGCUGGCCAGGAGAUCAGCACCAGGCCAUUCCAACUGGUGACUGGCCGUGUGUGGAAGGGCUGCGCCUUUGGCGGUGUCAAGGGUCGCACCCAGCUGCCGGGCCUGGUGUCGGAUUACCUGGACGGUGCGCUUAAGGUGGACGAGUUCAUCACCCACCGCAAGACUCUACCGCAGAUCAAUGACGCCUUCGAGGUGAUGAAGUCGGGUGACUGCAUCCGGGCCGUCGUCGACAUGCGGGAUCUUAGCGCUUGA